AUGGCAGAUCGGUUCCCUUCAAUUGAAGACAUUGAUGCGGGAGAGACAGAUGUCCGCCCCGAUCCGGCCGCCCAAGGUAGCUUUCUCGAGCGCGAACGGGCGCUGCUGGGAGAGGACGCCGAACUCUUCAGUGCCAACGACAGACCUGGUGCUGCUACGGUCGAAGACGGCGACGAUGAUCUAUUAGGCGGCGAUGGCGACUUCACAUCUGCUCCGGCACAGCCAGCAGGCGGCGACGGACAACUGGAUCUGGACGACUUUGAAAGCUCCUUUCCUGUCAUUGACACCCGAAACGAGAGCGUCGCACCGGGCGGUACCAUAACCGAUUCGACCUCCUUCGGCGGCUACACAAACUAUACUGCUCCAGCACAAGACGAAGACACCGAACCCAUCCGCGAAUGGCGAGCCAAACGGGACGCCGAAAUCGCCCGUCGCGACGAAGCCAGCCAACGCAAGAAGGAAGAGACCGUGUCCACCGCACAAAAGGACAUCGAUUCGUUCUACGAGUCCUACAACCGGAAAGUCGACAAGCAAAAGGCGCAGACCGCCAAAGAGGCCGAGGAGUUUCUGGCAAAGAGGGAAGACACCACCGCCGGCGGCACGGCCUGGGAGAGGAUUGCCAAGCUGGUCGACUUGAGCGGGAAAGGCCAGUCGGGCGGUGGGGACGGAAGCUCCAAGAAGAGAAUGCGCGACCUGCUCCUGAGUCUGAAAGCCGACAAGGACGCGCCGGGCGCGGCGGGAGUCUAA
This is a messenger RNA of Fonsecaea erecta, 747 nucleotides long. RefSeq lists its product as hypothetical. Gene Ontology annotation, cellular component: clathrin coat of coated pit; plasma membrane; clathrin coat of trans-Golgi network vesicle. The record is from RefSeq and is a predicted model, not a curated record. NCBI's taxonomy places the organism in Eukaryota, Fungi, Ascomycota, Eurotiomycetes, Chaetothyriales, Herpotrichiellaceae. The transcript is spliced from 3 exons. The coding region runs from base 1 to 747 and encodes 248 amino acids. Gene Ontology annotation, molecular function: structural molecule activity; clathrin heavy chain binding. Gene Ontology annotation, biological process: clathrin-dependent endocytosis; intracellular protein transport; clathrin coat assembly.